AUGCCACUCAAUACGGUCAAUAACGAUGGUUCACUCAAUAAUCCUUCUCAAAUUAGAGCGAAUUUACAAAAAGUGAAAAGUGUUGGCACCGAUGGAAUAAUGAUUGACGUUUGGUGGGGAAUUUGUGAACAAAAUGCUCCACAAUCUUAUAAUUUCACAGCCUAUCAACAAUUAUUUACCAUGUGUCAACAAAUUGGAUUAAAAGUUGAACCUGUCAUGUCGUUUCAUCAAUGUGGUACGAACAUUGGAGAUGCUGCUUAUAUUCCACUACCAAAAUGGGUAUUGCAAGUUGGUCAAUUUAAUCCAGAUAUAUUUUAUACUGAUCAGAAUGGUCACAGAGAUCGAGAAUACUUGUCAUUGGGUGUCGAUCAUGUUGCAGUCUUUCCAACAAGUGUUCCUGGAAAGAAUCGAACAGCAGUUGAUAUUUAUUCUGAUUUUAUGACAGCUUUUAGAAAUACUUUUUCAAGUUUUAUUCAAAGUGGUGUGAUUGAUGUCAUUGAAAUUGGAUUAGGACCUGCUGGUGAGAUGAGAUAUCCAUCUUAUCAAUUACAAAAUAAUUUGUGGAGUUUUCCUGGAAUUGGAGCUUUUCAGUGUUAUGACAAGUACAUGUUAAAUAAUUUAGCUCAAGCUGCAAGAAAUGUUGGACACCCAGAAUGGGGAACUGCUGGACCCAACGACGCUGGAUAUUACAAUUCCAUGCCAUAUCAAACUGGUUUCUUUAGUGACAGCACUUACAAUAAUUAUGCUUCCAAUUAUGGUCAAUUUUUCCUUAAUUGGUAUUCAGGAAUGCUCAUUCAACAUGGCAGUGCUAUUCUACAACAAGCUCGUUCUAUUUUUGGAAAGAAUGUAAAACUCGCAGGUAAAAUUGCAGGUAUUCAUUGGUGGUAUUUCACAGAUAGUCAUGCUGCUGAACUCACUGCAGGAUAUUACAACCUUCCAAGUUAUGAUGGUUAUGGAGCUAUUGCACAAAUGUUUAGUCAAUAUGAUGUUGAUUUUGAAUUUACAUGUAUGGAAAUGAUUGACAGUCAACAACCUUCGAAUUGUGCAUGUGGACCUGAAGAACUUGUUGCUCUUACUCGAUCGACAGCAUGGAAAUAUGGAUUGGAUUAUGGUGGAGAGAAUGCCUUAGAUAUUGAAGGUAAUACUCAAGCAAAUGAACAAAUUGUAAAACAAGCUUCAUCCAAUGGAAAGACAAUUUCUGGAUUUACUUAUUUGAGAAUGAGUGACACAUUGUUAAAUUCAAGUUAUAAUUUUAAUAUUUAUGCACAACUUGUGAAUCAAUUACACAACUUGGAAUUCCUAGAAGGUCAUUCCAAAAAACUCUCAAUGCUCAUUCAAGAAUUGAAAAAGAACACUAGAAUUUCAUAA
Molecule: messenger RNA, 1368 nt
Organism: Naegleria fowleri
Lineage: Eukaryota; Heterolobosea; Eutetramitea; Acrasida; Naegleriidae
Exons: 2
Coding region: 1-1368 (455 amino acids)
Biological process (GO): polysaccharide catabolic process
Molecular function (GO): beta-amylase activity
Source: RefSeq, a predicted model, not a curated record